This is a messenger RNA of Cyphellophora europaea CBS 101466, 1095 nucleotides long. RefSeq lists its product as uncharacterized. Gene Ontology annotation, cellular component: nucleus. NCBI's taxonomy places the organism in Eukaryota, Fungi, Ascomycota, Eurotiomycetes, Chaetothyriales, Cyphellophoraceae. The transcript has 3 exons. Bases 1 to 1095 code for a protein of 364 amino acids. Gene Ontology annotation, molecular function: siRNA binding. The record is from RefSeq and is a predicted model, not a curated record. Gene Ontology annotation, biological process: regulatory ncRNA-mediated heterochromatin formation.
AUGUUUCGUCGACUGCCACAUACCUUACCGAAGGACACCGUCUUUCCGACAAAUCUCUCUGAUCUUGGCUACUUCAUCAAUAACCAAGACCAAAUUCGACAAAUCAGGAAUCCCGACCAGAAAUACCAAUUCAAGAUCAAUGCCAACGAUCGAGUCAAUGACACGUACAAGAGAUCCAUGAACGCUUGCGUCGAGAAUCUGGUGCAUGACCGUCUAGAUUCGCUCGGCUUCGAGACGCUCCGUCUUCCGUUGGAGGCCGGCCCUCAGGAUAACCAUGUCCCGAUCUAUCUCUCCCCGAAUAUCAGAUCGAAGAAAAGAGUCAUUGUCCUGUUCCCUGAACGUCAGCUCGACCCUGUCAUCUUCUCAUUUCGCGUGACAGGUGACGAGAACAUCAAGGACGGCUCCGUGCUCGGUCUCGUCGACGCAAUCCUCAACGGACCUACGGCGACAUCCGAUAACGAUCAGCCUGGAAUCAUCAUUGCCAACCCAGCUCAGCUUUAUUGGUACAGGGCUGGUCAGAGAGCCGUCACUUGGCUCGAGUGGCUGAGCCUUCCGCGCCCAAGCGCUGUGCACGAGGCUUACCGGGUUGAUCCUAUUAAGAAUACUGUACCUGGCAACGAAGACUCGGAGGCCCACGUGGCGUACGUUCUCGGCAAUGUGCUCGACGCCGUUAUCCACAAGGAAGCCAAGAUUGACAUCAUCGGCCUGGAAUGGACUGGCAAACAAGCUCUCGAAUACAUCUCACUCAACUGGUCGCAGUGGUCGCAUCGUAUCGGAGCCAUGUGCUUCGGUGAGCCUCAGCAUAAGGUGGAGGAUCUGCAAGCAAUGUACGGAGCGACGGAUGAAUUUCUUCACUUCCUCUCAACGAAGUGUCGCGCUUUCUCCAUGUCUCAAGAGCCCCAGGGCACCGUAGUCAGUGGCAGAGUCGAGGUUGGAUGCAAUUGCUUUGCCAGUGCAGAAGAAAUGUACCCGCAGAACAUUAUUAUCCGCGACUGGAGAAGUAUGCUGGAUCACUUCAACGUGGUACACACUCUUCCAGAUUACCAGGAGCCUAUCAGAUACUCAGAGGAGGAGCGGGAAGCUGGAUGGUCAUAG